AUGGCGCCCACUGACGGCUCCUCCCUCUUUGCGCGCGACAUUCGAUGCGGCUAUGGCCAGAGUUACAGUAGAGGCUAUUGUUACCGCAACAACUGGUCCUACUGGGGACGCUGGGUUCUAGCAGGCGUCGUUAUCUUUUUCUUCGUCCUCUUUUUCAUGUGCUGUCUCAUCUCUCGCCGUCGUAAGAGCCGUGGCACUAAGCCCGUCUACGGUACCGGCUGGAUGGCUGGCAAGCCCUGGGGAAAGAACAACAACAACCACCAAAUGUACAACUACGGUAACCAAGGUGGCCAUAACCAGGGUUACAACCAAGGCGGCUACAAUCAGGGCUACGCUGCGCCUCCUGCGUACGGCCAACAGCAGCAGCCUCAGUACACCGGCAACACAUUUAACACCAACGACGGUUACUAUGGUCAGCAAUCCGGAGUCCAGCAUCCUCAGGGUACUUAUCAACGCGAUGGCGGAUAUGCGCCCCCUCCUGGACCUCCUCCUGGAAAGUAA
This is a messenger RNA of Fusarium coffeatum, 501 nucleotides long. RefSeq lists its product as uncharacterized. The record is from RefSeq and is a predicted model, not a curated record. The coding region runs from base 1 to 501 and encodes 166 amino acids. Gene Ontology annotation, cellular component: intracellular membrane-bounded organelle. Lineage: Eukaryota; Fungi; Ascomycota; Sordariomycetes; Hypocreales; Nectriaceae. Gene Ontology annotation, biological process: vesicle-mediated transport. The transcript has 2 exons.